Messenger RNA from Pelodiscus sinensis (Chinese soft-shelled turtle), 945 nucleotides. NCBI's taxonomy places the organism in Eukaryota, Metazoa, Chordata, Testudines, Trionychidae. The record is from RefSeq and is a predicted model, not a curated record.
AUGGCUCCAGGGAACUGUACCACAGUGACCGGUUUCAUUUUCCGGGGAAUAACAGACAGUCCAAAGCUGCAAAACCUCCUCUUUGUGUUCUUCUUUGCCGUUUACGUCUGUACCCUGGUGGGGAAUGUCGGGAUGAUCGUACUGAUUAGAGCUGACUCCCAGCUCCACACCUCCAUGUACUUUUUCCUCAGCAAUUUGUCGCUCUUAGACGUUGUCUACUCAUCUGUGAUUGCCCCCAAGGCGAUGGCCAUUUCCUUAGCGAAGAGGAACAGCAUUUCUUUCCCUGGGUGCGUGGUUCAGUUUUUCCUUUUCUCCUUCUGUGCCAACAACGAGCUUUGCCUCUUGGCCGUGAUGGCCUACGAUCGCUUCAUGGCCAUCUGCAACCCGUUGCUUUAUCAUGUCACCAUGUCCAGGAGAGUCUGCCUCCAACUAGUGGUGGGCGCGUACCUCUGCGCCUGUGUCAAUGCCGUGGUGCACACUUGUUCCGUGUUCAGUCUGUCCUUUGGCCCCUCCAACGCCCUCGAUCACUUCUUCUGCGACAUCCGCCCGCUCCAAGAAAUCUCCUGCUCUGACCUUCACAUCCAUAAGCUCGUGCAUUUUAUCUUUGCGGCCGUAGAAACAAUCGGCACAAUUCUCAUCAUCCUUGUCUCCUACCUGUACAUCAUCUUUGCCAUCCUGAGGAUGCGCUCCCCAGAAGGCAGGCACAAGGCCUUCUCCACCUGCGCCUCCCAUUUGACGGUCGUUUCCAUGUUAUACGGGACGCUGACCUUUAUUUAUUUGCUACCCUCAUCCAGCAGCUCAGUAGACUUGGAGAAACCAGUGUCCGUGUUCUAUACUCUGGUGAUCCCCAUGAUGAACCCCCUGAUCUACAGCCUGAGGAACAAAGAGGUGAAAGACGCCCUGAGGAGGACAAUACGCCAGAAAAUUAUUCCUCGUUUUAUGUAA